This is a messenger RNA of Symbiodinium sp. CCMP2592, 4485 nucleotides long. NCBI's taxonomy places the organism in Eukaryota, Dinophyceae, Suessiales, Symbiodiniaceae. The record is from the annotation of a GenBank genome assembly.
AUGUUCGGCAACUUCGUCGAGAACCUGGGACUCAAAGAAGGUUUCGCGGAAUUCAAGGAACAACUGAACAAGGAUGCCAAGACAACGAUUGCCAACACCCAGUUUGCCAAGGACAGGGGUAUCGAUGUGGCCAAGCUGGACGAGUGGGAGCAGCAGAUACAAGAGCAGGCCGCCAACACGACAGCAGAGCUGCACGAUCGUACCAUUGGACGUGCGGUGGAGAGCCUGGCACAGGACGAAACCAUUGCCCAACUCCUGGAAUUGCAGUCUCUUGAGAAGGAAGCAGCGGCAGAGGAGCCGUCAGAAGCUGCCACUGCGCCUGCGGAAAGUGGCCCGGCUUCCAUGGAGGAGGCGCCAAAGAUCGCCCACGAGGAGGCCAAGGCCAAGGCGGCCAAGCCCAGGUCACAUCCGGACGCAGAGGCAAAGGACAUCCAGUCCUUGCAGAGAAGCCGUGACGAGGCCAUGGCGCAAGCAGAAGCGCUGCAGGUGCGCCUGGCCGACGUCAGUGCCGUUUCGGAUGAGGCUUUAGAAAAGGCCGCCCACGAGGCCUGGCUCCUGAAGCGAGCCGUCGAGGAGAAAGAUGCAGCGCUCGCGUCCGCGAGCGAGGUGCAGGCAAAACUCGAAGAGCAGAUGGUGACGGCUCAAAGGCGGUUGGAGGAUCUAGAGGCAAACUUUUUGGAGCGACUUCAGCGUGAAGUGAGCCAAAAAGAGCAAGAGCUCUUGGAUGAGGUGGCAUACCUUCGAAGAGCCGGCGAAGCGAAAGAGCGACGGGUGCAGGACCUGCAGGCCGAAAAUGGAGCACUGGAGCGUCGGCUUCUGGUGAAAGCCAGCUCGGGAGUCAGCGAUGCUGGAGACGUCAUGCUCGAGGCCCACACAGCAAUUGCGCAAGCCUUCGGUGAUUUGUCCGCACAGCAUCCAUGCCUGCGGCUUCUGGAUGAACCGAUCCUGAGGCUGCUGGCCCUGCUUUUCAAGCAGCCGCUCUUCCGGCGGAUGUUCGUGGGCCAGGUCUGCUUGAAUUGUCCCGACAGAGUGUUGCGGAGCUCUGAUGUUGCAUGCCAAGUUCGUGGCCUCCGCCUUCCUUUGGGCGUUCAGCUUGCUCCAUGCACUGACAUCUGUGCCGGUAUCAUGAACGGCACUUCGCCCCUGUACGAAAAAGUGGGCCCAGAAACUGACGGCAACCCGCACAACGGCUUCCCCACAGAUCUGCGUGUGUCGACCUGUCUGUCGCUUGUCGAUCGGGUCUUCCCGCUGUCGGAAAAGGAUCCUUCUGAAAAGUGGGCGACCAGGUCUGGCGCCAUGGCAGAGUACGGUGAGUACGAGCUUUUUUUGAAGCAAGAGCUUGAGAAGCUGCAUGAGAAGUUGGUGGAAAAGUACCAGCUUGACGUGCAAUAUGCAAAUUAUGCAAAGGAGGGGUCCUGCGAGCAAGUCCAAGCCGUGACAGACACGCAGCAGCCCAUCAAACCUCGGCCACCCUCACGUUCCGCGAGUGGCUUCAUCAGCAACACCAGUAGCCGAGCGAAGAUCGAUCCUCCGGGGGGUUCCCUUGGGGCCCUUCAGCUCAGAGAUCGUUCCUCGGCUUUUCCAAGCUCCUCGUCACUGGGCGGCUUCCAGGCAGUCUCACCAGUCCUAAGCAACUGGGCAAAUCUCACCUCCAAGCUGAUGAACACAACCCACCUUGCGGAGUCCGACAGCGAGGACGAAGAGGUCGCAUCUUAUGUCAAAGACAUACUGACUAUCCGCCCUCAGUGGAAGACUGCUUUGCAGCAGCAUGCGUUGAAGCGCGAGAAGACCCAAAAUUUCAAGUCGUCAACACCGCUUAGCUAUACGCCCCGAAUGAAAGAUGCAGCCACGGAUGGCUCCUGUCUUCAGCCACUGGUGAGAAAGCCAAGCAGCAAGCUUCAGAUUACUUGGUCUCUCCUCGGUGUCUUGUUCAUCGUCUGGGAUAUGAUUACCAUCCCUUUGGAGCUCUUCGACGACGAAGAUAUGAUCUCCUUGCUCCUGGUGGUAGGCAGGUUUACUUUCGGAUAUUGGAUCCUUGAUAUGCCGCUUCAUGCGAUCUUCGGCGUGGAAAUUGACGGACAUCUCGAGUUGCGUCCACGGCAGCUGCUCAAAAGAUAUUGGCGGUCCUGGUUCGGCAUCGACCUGAUGGUAAUCUCCAUCGAUGCAGCAUUGCUCUUUGCGGAGCUGGUGCAAGAUCGAGCACCUGCGCCGGCACGAUCUGCUCGAUACCUGCGAACCUUGCGACUUUUGCGGCUGCUGCGGCUGUUGCGUGUAGCAAAGCUGCAGCGUGAGUUGACAAAACUCGCCAACAGCUUCCUUUCCACGUAUGCCUUCAUGGUCAUGCGGGUGGUGUCCGGGCUGAUGAUGAUUUUGGCCGUGAACCAUAUCAUCGCGUGUUGCUGGUAUGGCUUGGGGCGCUGGACUCUUGAGGAUGGAAGCAGUUGGCUGCUAAACGCCGGAAUCGCGGACGCGUCCCUCGCGGACUCCUAUGCGACUUCAAUCCACUGGGCACUUACUCAGUUCACGCCUGCAACAAACAAUGUCGCUCCGGUCAACUUCGUGGAGAGGUUCUUCGCAGUGUGGGUCAUCCUUCUGGCCAUGGGGACGUUCUCUUCUUUCAUCAGCUCAAUCACUGCCACCGUGAGUACCUUGAGGGCUUCGAGGUCCGAGCAGUUUAAGCACCACUCCUCCUUGGUGCGCUUCUUCAACGAAAGGAACCUGUCGACCGAAACUUACGCAAAGAUCAACGACGCGCUGAAGAAGCAGGGAAUGUAUGACAUCCGCCUCAAGGAGACGGAGGUCAGUCUCUUGCGAGGCGUUCCCGAGCACUUGAAGGUCGUCCUCCAUGAAGAGAUGUUCAUGAACUCUCUCUUGUCUUUGCGUAUCUGGGAUCACUGGAGCCAUGAGGACGAUCUGUUAAUCCACCGGCAAAUCUGUCAUCUCGCGAUGGUCGAGCAUGUGGCCUCCCCUGGGAACGAUGCCUUCAUGCCUGGCACGGAGUGCACGGAGGUCUAUCUUCUGGACCAAGGCAAUAUGGGCUACAUUGCCAGGCAAUUCGCCACCUUCGAAGCAGAGUUUGUCUCUCCAGGCCAAGUGUUGUGCCUGCCAUGCCUUUGGGCGGAAUGGCUUCAUCGCGGGCGCCUAACCGCGAAUGGUGGUACAACCGCGUAUUACAAUGGGAUCAACUGCGAAAAGUUCUGCAGCCUCGUCAAACAGCAUGGAAAUCCGCUGUGGCAGUAUUUACAAAUCUACGGAAUACUUGUCAUCGGUGAGAUCGAACACAUGGAUGCGGAGGACAUCUUCGUCACAGACAAAACCUUAGCUGAAGACAAGAUGCACGAUAUCGCAACACGUGCCGGGCGCUUUGCAGACAUGGUCAACAACCGCCACGACUCAGAGAAGGCGUCCUUCAUGGCAACACUAGGCGAGGCCGGCCGGGCUUUUGAACCGCAGCAUCGGGCAACGAAAGCAACCGACAAAAACUGGCAGGAAAUCCUCACCGUGACCCUGGUACGGUAUCAAGCGGGUCUUUGUGAGAUACAGGGCGGCUACCGGCUAGCCGCACGUUUGAGCGCAAGCACUGACGUAGCCCAGGGUUUCGAAUUGGUCACAGCACCAGAUUUGUGCUGUAAGUUCGAAGGAGCUCGGACAAUUGCUACGACGGUACCUGAGGUUGAUGCCACGGAAGAGCUGCGGACGGUCUUGGCGCAGGAGUUCCGCCUCCUCAAAGAGGAACUGAAAGCCGAACUGGGGCAAAUGCUGACAGAGCUCAAACAGGAAGCCACAACGCGGUGCUGCUGGAGUCGGCAGGCUGGCGACGGAUUUGAAACCGGCCCCACGCCCGGUGCUUCGGAUCUUCCAGUGGCCCCCAAGGACUGCCAGAUCUUUUUGGAGGAUACAGGCGAUAUCGCGCUCGACUCGUGUGAGACCUCACAGAUUGAGUGUGAGUACAAUGUGGACUGGCUCAUAGGCCCUCUGGCCACCUCCGGCCGGCGCGUGCCGACAUGCGAGCUCUCCAGGCCAUUCUUCGAGUCCGAUCUUCAGGAGUUUGAUGGCGCUGGAGACGCACGCCAUUGGGAGAUGCUGGCAACAAAUGCUGGAACCAUCAUCUCGGGCUCACGUCGUCCCUUGGAGCACUGCCUGAGGUUACAUCCCGUUCUGGACAACAUAUUGCCGAUGCUCCCCGUUAGAGAGAUCUCGCAGCUGCGACAAUGUGCUCGCAAGCUGGUACAAGCGGAGGUGCCCAAUGAUGUGAUUGCUGCCUCCGCGAACAUGGCGCGCAGCAGCGCAGCCGACAGCAGCUGCAGCAAUAGGCCUCCUGACUCGACCGUUGCUGUGAGCUUCGAAGAGUUGCAGCAGCUGACUUCGUCCAGGCUGGACACUUUGCUGAAGAAGGUCUACCAGCGACAAGACGAGUCUUCUGGUGCCAUGGUUGCCCGCAUUUCAAGCCUGGAGCGACAGAUUGGCAGGCUCAUUGGUCAGUGA